Molecule: messenger RNA, 1501 nt
Organism: Mytilus trossulus (common blue mussel)
Lineage: Eukaryota; Metazoa; Mollusca; Bivalvia; Mytilida; Mytilidae
Product: histone PARylation factor 1-like
Exons: 7
Coding region: 46-1437 (463 amino acids)
Biological process (GO): regulation of protein ADP-ribosylation; DNA damage response
Cellular component (GO): nucleus
Molecular function (GO): poly-ADP-D-ribose binding; histone binding
Source: RefSeq, a predicted model, not a curated record
AACAAAGACUCCCUACGACGAACUCUUUUGCAUGAAAAUACAAAAAUGGCAUCAAAAGAAGAAAAGCCACAGUGUAAAUUUGGAGCUAAUUGUUAUAGAAAGAACCAACAACAUAUACAAAAUUACAGGCAUCCCAAGAGAAAAAACGAUUCUGAGGAUGAUCAACAAAAAGAAUCCAAAAAAGUAAAGAAGGAAGAAGUUUCACCAGAAAAGACAAACAAAACUAUAACUGAUUUCUUUGGAGGAAAGAAGAAAGAAAAGACUGACAAUGGAAAUACUGAGAGAGAUGCUGACAAUGAACCAAAAGCAUCAAGUUCAAAUAAAAGUGAAGAAAUGGAGACCCAUGAUACAAAAGAUGUAGAAGAAUCUGUGGAGAGUAAAGAAGGAUCUGUGGAGAGUAAAGAAGGAUCUGUGGAGAGUAAAGAAGGAUCUGUGGAGAGUACAGAAGAAUGUGUGGAGAGUGAUGAAGAAUCUCUACCAUCACCAGAUGAUGUUGCAGAGAAUAUUAAAAGGAAAUUCCUUGUUGAAAUGCCUGAGGAUUUCUUUGAAUUCUGGGAAUUCUGCUGCCAUCUUGAUAAGAAGAAACCUAGAGAUGCAUUACAUGAUGUAUUAGGGUACCAGUUAGUGGGACCAUUUGAUAUCCUCGCUGGACGACAUAAGGGUGUAAGGAAGAAUAAACAUGGCAGGAAACCUAAUUACCUUCUGCAUUGGAGAUACUAUUACGAUCCUCCUGAAUUCAUGACAGUAAUCAGGGGAGACAACAAAUCUCAAUUUCACCUUGGUUAUCUUAGGGAUGAUCCAUCAGAGAUGCCUGUUAUGGUAGCAGCUAACUCUGCAGCUGAAUCUUGUAAUAUUACACCAAAGGGAGAUAACUUAUUUGCUGCAAUAAAGAAUUGUAUAGAUGAUCAAAUAAAAGCUAAAAACACAGAUGGCACAAAGAAGAAAAAGUUACAGAACAUUCAGGAUGAGGUGAUAGAAUGGGCCAAGAAGAAGAAAUACUCAUUAGACCUGAAGUCUAAGGGAAUGAAGGAUCGUGACAAGAAGGUUGUGUGUAAGACUUUCCAUGGCGCUGGUAUUGUGGUUCCAGUAGAUGAUAAUGACGUGGGUUAUCGUCCUGUUCCAGAAACACCAGGUGACUUGAAGAAAAUGAUGAAAAAAGUAGCGGAGAGUAAGACAGAAAAAGAAAGAGAUGAAAACAUGGACGCCAUACAGGAAUUAAUAACAUUAGUACAGUUUGCAAACGAUGAAUGUGAUUACGGAGAAGGACUAGAACUAGGCAUGGACUUAUUUUGUUAUGGUGAUAAAAGUUUCAGAUCAAUGAUGGAACACUUACUACCUCUAGCCUAUCAACUCCUCGGUCGGAUCGAGUAUGAACAGAUUAUAAAGGCACAUCUCAAAUCACGACAGAAGGGGACAGAUUUGAGUCAAUUAGACUGAUUAAUUUAUUAUAUGUCAAUCAUAGCAUCUUCAUACAUCUUCAUUGUAAAAUAAAAUUCAUUUA